This is a messenger RNA of Nannochloropsis gaditana CCMP526, 1417 nucleotides long. RefSeq lists its product as uncharacterized. The transcript is spliced from 2 exons. The record is from RefSeq and is a predicted model, not a curated record. Bases 33 to 944 code for a protein of 303 amino acids.
ACCCAUAGCUACUCACAGAGCCCUCCACGAGUAUGCCAGCAGCCAAGUCUAGAAGGUCGCGGCUUUCCUACCGAUGUCUGGGAGCCUUCUUCGCUUUGGCCCCCGCCCCCGGGGCCGCCUUCGCCCCUCUCUCCAUGCCCUCCCCUUUCCUGCAAAGUAGAAGACACGUCCCUUCCGCCUUCUUUCCCAACCCAUCGACUCUUCCCACUCCUUUCGCCUCUGUUUUCCCUCUUCAUGCCGCAGCUGAGGAGCAGGAAUCCGGGCAAGGAAAAUCCUCGUCGGGACCGAAAGGUUUUGGGAGAAAGACGCCGGCCCAGGAGCCAUCACCCUCUUCCUCCCCCGCCUCAACCUCUUCCUCAGAGCCAGAUGGCCCUUCAAACCCACUGUCAGCCUCGCAGGCUUCCCUUCAGGAACUUGACCGUUUGAAUGCUCGGCAAAAGAAAACGUAUUGGGAAAUUCAGAAAGAAAUGGAGCGGGAAAUGGACAUGCGGGAGAUCGACGAGUACAAGGAAACCCAGCGUUUGCUUGACGAAGGAGUGGUGGGGUACCUGCCAGAACGCAUCUCCAACCGUAUGCUCAAACGCCUGUUGCCUUUUAUUCUCUUCCCUGUCCUGGGUGGGAUCGGUCUUUUCGGGUUUUAUUUGUACUUGGCGAAAAACACCGAGAUCGACGUCCCUCCAGCAUUUGUGGCUUUUUCCACACAAGUGCCUUUCCUGGCCGCGUUAGUCGGCAUCACGUAUUCGAUCAUGUCGACGAGUUGGGAGCCAGAGGUGGAAGGCUCAUUCUGGGGGUUUACGGAGUUCAAAGCAAACGUGUUGAAUCUUCUAGAUUCGUUGCAGAAGACCAAGAGGGAAGAGAGCGCCAAGGAAAAGAUGGAAAAGUACUCGGGUUCCAGAGGACCCAACCGGGCCAAGCGGCGCGAGCUCGAUCGCCUCUCCAAGUAAAGCCAGAGCGCAAAGCGAGCAUGCUGGUGCAGUCAGAGGAGUCGCGUGGUUUAGAGAAAGGAGAUGGUCGUGCAUUGUGAGAGCCGUGGAGAGUUUACUUCCAAGAGGCAAGGUUGACUUUAGCUUUACAGCUACUUCAGGGAAGAUUCUGGCAGAUUUUAAGAUUCUAAGAUUCUGGCAGGAAAGUGUAUUUCAUGCCUAAGUUGAGUGGAAUUUAGCAUUUUGAAUGUUGUAAAGGGCUCGUCAACACGAGCAUAGCCCUGAUUACGCCCGUCUCAUUUUUCUGCUCCCGUCCUUCCCGAGUACAUUCUCCACAACCUCUUCCUUCUUCCCCUCGCUGCAGAAUGCAAGGAAGUCAAGGCACACAUGAUAAUUUAAUGGCAGAGCGCCAUGAGGGUUGCACAUCGAAAAUCGAUUAAUUCAGCAUCCUGCAGGAGGAAACUGUAAGGAGAUAAUUAAGAUGUCCGGAUGUA